CAGCCGUAAGACGUUUAAAUCAGCCCAAUAGCGAGGACGAGGCCGGGCAACCGGAAUUGACCGCCGGACUUGGCGGACCGCAUUCGGGCCGCACGUGGCAUCUACUUUUUCUCGUCCGCGAACUUGACGCGCUGAAGUACAGAUCAGAGGCGGUCAUGUCGGUGCUCAACGUUUCCCGGACAUGUAGGCGGCGGGCUCUCGGCUCCCUCCGCACCCUCGCUACGGAGGCGACACACCCCGUCCCGCGGCAGCCGCCCGUCGCGCCCGCGCCGACCCCCAAGCCCCCGCGCACCAACAAGCCCAUCAUCCACACCUCCGUCAUCCUCAACCGCGCGCCCUUCCUCACGCGCGACCCAACCCCCUUCGAGCGCGCCUUCUACGCCUACCAGCAGCGCAUCCGCCGCGCCCUCCACAACCCCUUCCCGGAGGACUUUUACUUCAAGCCCGGCUCCCUGCUCGCGACGAAGUUCCGCGCGGAGGAGAAUGUGCGGGAGCGCGAGGCGUAUGGGAAUGGUUUCGGUGUGGAAGAGGAGAAGAGCGCGGAGCGAGCGGCGGCGGAUGCGGCGGCGCUUGAGCAGUUGAGGUUGCAGGAGGGAGAAGGGGAGGAUCUGCCGGAUAGGGAGCACCCGGCGGAUAAGGCGAAAGAUUUGCGCAGCUUGGACCGCGCCGGCCAGCGCAAUAUAUACGCGCUGGUGUUCGUGAACGGCGAAUGGCGAUUCCCUGAGGGCGACAUCAAGAAGGGGGAGUGGUUGCAUCAGGCUGCCCAACGCGACCUCGAGCACGAAUGUGGCGCGCACAUGGAUACCUGGAUUGUCUCUCGCAACCCGAUCGGCCUUUACAAGCGAAAAGUAAACGACACCGCCUCCACCUCUCCUUCUACCCCAGGCACGCCCACGCCCACCUCCACCACACCCGAAAUCUCCACCUUCUUUUACAAAGCGCACAUCCUCGCUGGGCAGAUCCGCCCCGCGAACGGCGCGACCGACUUCGUCUGGCUCACGAAGGAGGAGAUCAAGGAGCGGGUGGCGCCGGAGUACUGGGAGGGCGUGAAGGAUAUGUUGUCGGAUUUCUGAUGUAGCCAUGUCCUACAUACGUCUGCGCCGUAGACUGCUAAUCCCUGACACACCCUCCGCUCCUCGCUCAUCACGCCAGCGUAUCUUCAGCUAAGACAUACUCGCAUGGCUCGCGCAGUUUGAAGGUGGGCAACCUAAUCCCACAAACUAUGGUGCACGUCGCUUAGUCACCACCACUUCGGACAGUGGCCAUCCUGGCC
Molecule: messenger RNA, 1273 nt
Organism: Schizophyllum commune H4-8
Lineage: Eukaryota; Fungi; Basidiomycota; Agaricomycetes; Agaricales; Schizophyllaceae
Product: mitochondrial 54S ribosomal protein YmL17/YmL30
Exons: 3
Coding region: 156-1073 (305 amino acids)
Cellular component (GO): mitochondrial large ribosomal subunit
Molecular function (GO): structural constituent of ribosome
Source: RefSeq, a predicted model, not a curated record